GGCACAGCAUGAACCAAGAGGACUGGAAUGUGGAGCUGGGGGAUGAGCCAUCAGGAAUUCCUCCACCACUUGAGCAGGCUAGCUUCUCUGGAAGACCAAAUGGCUCCUCGUCUGACUUCAGGCCAAGUGUGGGCUCAUUCGCUACCGAUGAAUGUCUGAACACAGAGUGUCAACCGAUGCGUAGAUUUGGUAGCGGAAGGAAUUUUGGAAACAGAGGUUUUCAAGAAAGGAACAUAGAAGAUUCUAGUACACAAAAAAGAGGUUUUAGAGGAUUUCCCGGUGGCUUUGGACGUAGUGAGAGUAUUAAAGAUGAGCAGAGAGACAGAUCUCAGUCUAGCGUUUUUCUUGGCUCUAGAGGAAGAGGAGCAUUUAGAGGUCAUGCAGCAGCUCACAGAGAAUGCAAUGAAGAAAUAGAAUCUGAAAGAGGUCCAAAGGUGACUUACGUGCCGCCUCCUCCACCUGAUGAUGAACAAGCCAUCUUUGCACGUUAUCAGACAGGAAUUAAUUUUGACAAGUAUGAUGAAAACAUUGUCGAAGUGUCAGGACUUGACCCUCCAGCACCAUUACUGGCUUUUGAAGAAGCUAACCUCUGUCAGACUUUAAACAUGAACAUUGCUAAAGCUGGAUACUGUAAACUUACUCCAGUGCAGAAGUACAGCAUUCCUGUUAUACUGGCAGGACGGGAUUUAAUGGCAUGUGCCCAGACAGGAUCGGGAAAAACUGCAGCUUUUCUUUUACCAAUUGUGGCCCACAUGAUGAGAGAUGGUGUAACUGCCAGUAGCUUUAAAGAGCAGCAAGAACCAGAAUGUAUUAUUGUUGCCCCAACUAGAGAACUGAUAAAUCAGAUCUUCCUAGAAGCAAGGAAAUUUGUCUAUGGAACUUGUGUAAGGCCUGUUGUGAUCUAUGGAGGUACACAAACAGGCCAUUCAAUUCGUCAGGUAAUGCAAGGCUGUAAUAUACUAUGUGCCACUCCAGGAAGGCUUCUAGACAUCAUUGGAAAAGAGAAGAUUGGUUUGCAUAAUGUGAAAUAUUUGGUGCUAGAUGAAGCAGACCGCAUGCUUGAUAUGGGUUUUGGUUUAGAUAUGAAGAAGCUGAUUUCUCACCCAAGCAUGCCACCAAAAGACAAACGUCAAACACUAAUGUUUAGCGCCACUUUUCCCGAAGAAGUUCGGAGGCUGGCUGGCGAAUUUUUGAAAACUGAUUAUUUAUUUGUUGUUGUUGGACACGUGGGUGGAGCUUGUAGUGAUGUUCAUCAAAGUAUUCUUCAGGUUCCUCAGUAUUCCAAGAGGGAUAAGCUGAUAGAAAUUCUACAAACAAUAGAUCAUGAACGAACCAUGGUGUUUGUAGACACAAAGAAAAAAGCAGACUACAUUGCAGCCUUUCUUUGUCAAGAAAAAAUACCAGCCACUAGCAUCCAUGGAGAUAGAGAACAGAGAGAGAGAGAAGUAGCUCUUCGGGAUUUUCGUUCUGGAAAAUGUCCAGUUCUUGUGGCAACCUCUGUGGCAGCAAGAGGUCUGGAUAUUGAAAACGUUCAACAUGUUAUUAAUUUUGAUCUUCCUCCCACCAUUGAAGAGUAUGUACAUCGAAUUGGACGAACUGGUCGUUGUGGAAAUACAGGCAAAGCAGUUUGCUUCUUUGAUAACAGUUCAGAUGGCCAUCUUGCACAAUCUCUGGUUAAAGUGCUUUCAGAUGCCCACCAGGAAGUUCCUGUUUGGUUGGAAGAAAUUGCUUUUGGUUUUCAAGGAGAACAGGUCUUUACAUCAGUUAAUACCCAAAAGAAUUACAGAGGCAGAGGCACCACGAACACAGGAGGAAUGAAGAUGUCGUAUUCUGCAAGUGCGUUUGAGUCAUGGGAUUAA
Molecule: messenger RNA, 1859 nt
Organism: Chroicocephalus ridibundus (black-headed gull)
Lineage: Eukaryota; Metazoa; Chordata; Aves; Charadriiformes; Laridae
Gene: DDX4
Product: DEAD-box helicase 4
Exons: 16
Coding region: 9-1859 (616 amino acids)
Biological process (GO): cell differentiation; gamete generation
Cellular component (GO): nucleus; P granule
Molecular function (GO): RNA helicase activity; RNA binding; ATP binding
Source: RefSeq, a predicted model, not a curated record